GAAAGAACGAUUUAAAUUUCGAUAGAAAUUAAAUUUUUGUAACUUUAACAAAUUUUCGAAUCAACGGAUGUUAAAAACUUUCGAUUUUGAAAGGAAGUUCAUUUCCUUCCUCUGAUACUAGUAAGUUGAUUCAGAAACGUUUGCACACGAGACUUUGCCGGCUGUAGGCCGUCGACUUGGACAAAAAGGACAAUUUUCCCACCAUUCGGGGGAAUUCUCUACACGAUGUCACGAUGUCGGACAGAUAGCCAUACAUUUGGGCAGUCCAUUUGAGAAAGAGAGGCAUACAAUUCAACACAGUUUCUCCAUACAAAGAGAAGGCCGCAGUUCGUCGUUCUCCGCAUAAAAUAUCGCCAUACGAUAAGUAAGAGAGAAGAAGACCGCUCCAAAAAGGUUAAUCAUGUCGAAAGAGCGCAUCCUUAGAAGCAACGAUUAAUGAAUGUCCCAUACAAGAAUCGGAAAGAACUGGGAAGCUGAUUUUCAUCUUGAAAAUACAGAAAACAGAAACUAAAAAAGGAGAAGAAAGAAAUCCACGAUUCACUCUUAAAAAUUUGUAUUUUACAUGCUUGAAAGUUGUGAAUUCGUCUUACAGGAAACAUGCUAUGAAGGAAAUAUUUUAGAAAAAUACAAUAAAAGGAACCAAAAGAAAUUUUCAUGUAAACACUGUAAUAAGAACUUCAAAACUAAACAACAUUUGCAAACUCAUGAAAAAAUACAUACAGAAGAAAAAUUAUACUGUUGUGACGAGUGUAAACGGAAAUUUACACGGAAAGGACACUUAAUUACACACCUUUGGACCCAUACAGAAGAAAAACCUUACACAUGUGACAAGUGUAAAAAAAAGUUUUCAGCAAAGGGAGACUUAAUUAAACAUAUUCGUAUCCACACGGGAGAAAAGCCUUACAGUUGUCAUGAGUGUAAACAGAAAUUUACAGAAAGGGGAACCUUAAUUACACAUCUUCGCAUUCAUACUGGAGAAAAGCCUUACACUUGUGACGAGUGUAAAAAAAAGUUUUCAAUAAGGGGAAGUUUAAUUAAACACCUUCGGAUCCAUACUGGAGAAAAGCCUUACAGUUGUGACCAGUGUAAAAAAAAGUUUACAGAAAGGGGACACUUAAAUAAACAUCUUCGCACCCAUACUGGAGAAAAGCCUUACACUUGUGAUAAGUGUAAACGAAAAUUUACACAAAAAGGAAGCUUAAUUAGACAUCUUCGCAAUCAUACUAAAUGAAAUCCUUACAGUUGUGACGAGUGUAAACAGAAGUUUUCACGAAAGGAAAGUUUAAA
Messenger RNA from Centruroides sculpturatus (bark scorpion), 1287 nucleotides. RefSeq names its product gastrula zinc finger protein XlCGF49.1-like. Gene Ontology annotation, molecular function: RNA polymerase II cis-regulatory region sequence-specific DNA binding; DNA-binding transcription factor activity. Gene Ontology annotation, biological process: regulation of transcription by RNA polymerase II. Bases 563 to 1231 code for a protein of 222 amino acids. Lineage: Eukaryota; Metazoa; Arthropoda; Arachnida; Scorpiones; Buthidae. The record is from RefSeq and is a predicted model, not a curated record. The transcript is spliced from 3 exons.